This is a messenger RNA of Pecten maximus, 1216 nucleotides long. RefSeq names its product presequence protease, mitochondrial-like. The transcript has 10 exons. Gene Ontology annotation, cellular component: mitochondrial matrix. Lineage: Eukaryota; Metazoa; Mollusca; Bivalvia; Pectinida; Pectinidae. Gene Ontology annotation, molecular function: metal ion binding. The annotation marks the transcript as partial. The record is from RefSeq and is a predicted model, not a curated record. Gene Ontology annotation, biological process: protein processing.
UAUGUGCAUCCUUUAACAGCUAGUGACUGGACUGUCUAUCCAUUCUCUACACAAAACCAAAAGGACUAUGAGAACCUCAUGUCAGUAUAUCUGGAUGCUGUCUUCUAUCCUCAGCUCCGUGAAUUGGACUUCAGACAAGAAGGAUGGCGUUUAGAACAUGAGGAUCCAAACAAUCCCGAAUCCCCGAUCCUAUUUAAGGGUGUGGUCUACAACGAGAUGAAGGGAGUGUUUUCUGAUUCCAUGAACAUAUUUAUGCAAGCUGUCCAGAACAAACUGAUGCCAAACCAUACCUAUGGUGUUGUAUCCGGGGGAGAUCCACCAGCCAUCACAGGCCUCACCUGGCAACAGCUGAAAGACUUCCAUCAUUCCCACUACCAUCCGACCAACUCAAAGUUCACAACGUAUGGUGACAUCCCUUUAGAGCGCCACCUAGAGCUCAUUAAUGGAAACUACCUGGAGAAAUUUGACCGAAUCAGCAUUGAUACACGAGUGCCACUGGAGCCCCGAUGGAGCGAGUCUAGAACAGCACACAUCACAUGUUCCUACGACCCAACGGCCACCGAGAAGCAGACAACAGUCUCAGCCAACUUCUUACUGUCCGAAAUUUCAGAUAUAUUUGAAUCCUUCACGAUGAAUAUCAUUUGCACCCUUUUGACGGAUGGAGAAACAUCUCCGUUUUAUCAGGCUCUACUUGAGGCAAACAUCGGAUCUGAUUAUGCCCCAUUGACAGGGUAUCAAGGAGAAAUGAAAGAAGCAGCUUUUAGUGUUGGACUGCGGGGCAUUCAUACUGAUGAUGUAGAUAAGGUCAAGGACAUCAUCAGUUCGACCUUUGACAAGGUCAUCAGUGAGGGUUUUGACCAGAAGAACAUUGAUGCCCUACUACAUCGUAUCGAGCUGGGACUGAAACACCAGUCUGCAAAUUUUGGCCUCAACAUGGCAUUGAAUCUGGCCUCAGUCUGGAACCAUGACGGAGACCCAAUGUUGGCACUGCAGAUCAACAGACAGAUUACACAAUUCCGACAGGCCCUCACUGACAACCCAUCCUUCCUUCAGGACAAGGUCAAACAGUACUUCAAGGACAAUCCCCAUUGUCUGGUGAUCACUAUGGAGCCUGACAAAGACUUUGAGGAGGUCAGAAGCAAAGAGGAAUCCGAAAGACUGAAGCAGCAUGUUAGCCAACUGACCGCUGCUGACCGCAAGAUUAUUCUAGACACAG